AUGGAGGAGCGACGUCGCAGAGCGUCGCAGGCGAAGAAGAAGAAGGCGAAGAUCUCGCGCAAGAGCAAAGAGGGAGUCGCAGACCAGGGCACCCAAGCCGCUUCCGUCGACGAGCCCGUUGCUGCUGCGGCCGCCGUCGCUGUCGCUGACGCUACUGAUGCUGCCGCUUCCGCCGCCGCUUCUCCCGCCGGUUCUCCCGCCGCUGACGGCGCAACGGAUGCGGCCAGCACUCCUCCUGAGACGCUCGAGUCCGUGGUGUGGCCAAUUCUGGACCAAUCAGAGCGCGAGUGGGUGCAGUCUGACGUCAUCCUCGUACUGAAAGAGCUCGGCGCGCAGCGCGGCGAGCACGACCUGCUGGGCGCGGUGUUCGCGUGGCUGCAGCACGUGGAGGGCACGAGCAAGGAGCUCGAGGCGGGUGUUCGCGCGUGCACGACGGUCCUGGCUGCGUACGGGAAAGCAGGCAACGUGGAGCAGAUGGAGGCGGUGGCGCGCGGAAUGGAGGCGCGCGGAGUGUUCCCGGACCUGUUCACGUACAACGCGCUCAUCGGCGGGUACGCGCGUGCGGGGCGGUGGCGCGCGGCGAUUGGCGUGUACGAGCGCGUCCGCGAGGACGAGAUGGUGGAGCCGGACCGCGUGACGUGCGUCGAGAUGGCGAUGAUGCUCGCCGCCGCGAAACAGCCCAUCCCGCUGCGCGCCGUGCUGGACGACAUGCUGGCCCUGCGCAUCCCCGUGGACGCGAAGCUGCUGGAGCGCGCAGUGCCAGUGCUGGCGCGGGGGGGCGAGCACGCAGUCAUCACCGCUCUGCACCGCUCUCUGUGCCAGGAGGGCGUGAAGCUCCCCGCAUCCCUGGCGGUGGCGUGCAUUAACGCGUACAGCGCCCUGGGCAUGCCGCAGCACGCGGAGGGCGUUUUCCAGGCGCUGCAGCAGCAGCAGGGGCGCGUCGAGGACAGGCGCGUGUACGUGGGGCUGCUGAGGGCGUACGCGAGCAACGGGCAGAUGCGCGAGGCGGAGGGAGUGGUGCAGGACAUGCUGCAGGGAGGGGUGCGGCCCUCCACUGGAUGCUUCCUCGCGCUGCUGGACGGCUACACCCGUUUGGGCGAGUUCGGGCUAGCGGAGGGAGUCCUCGAGUACAUGCGAGAGUUACAGCUAACUCCCGACCCUUCCCUGCACCUGGCGCUCAUCUCCGCGUAUCUCUCCGCCUCCCACCCCGCAUGGGCGCACUCCGCCCUCUGUGAUCUGCUGGCGGAGCACCCAGCCUUCCAGCCGCCUGUGGAGGUGAUUGAGGGGAUCAUGGCGGGGUAUUUAGGGGGGGAGGGGGAAGGGGGGGUGGCGGAAGGGGGAGAGGCGGAGGGGAAGGGAGAGGGCGUGGGUUUGGAUGGAAGCAAUGCCGCGCCUGCUGCUGCUGCUGGUUCUGCUGACUCUGCUGCUGCUGGUGCUGCUGACCCCCCUGCUGCUGGUUCUGCUGCAGCUGCAGCAGCAGCGGAGGCGGUGUUGCAAGUGGCGGUGAAGCGAGGCGUGGAGCCCUCUAAUGCGUGCCGGCAGCUGCUGCUGCGCGCACGACUGGUGCAGGCGGAAGAGGGGGAGAGGGGCACGGGAAAGGAGAGAGAAGAGGGAGGGGAGGGAGGGGAGGGAGGAGUGGAAAAGGGGGAAGGGAAAGAGGGAGCAGUGAGUGUGGUGGAGGCAGCUGAGAAUGCUGCAGGUGGAAAGGUAGCAGAGGAGAGUAUUAAGACUGUAGAGAAUGGAAAGGCUGCAGCUCCAGUGACGCAAGUCGAGAGCGCAGCAGUAGCAGGUGCAGAGGAGAGCACUGUUGCUGGUGCGAAGAGUACAGUUGCAGCAGAGGAGAGUGCAGUAGCUGUUGCAGGAGCUGCAGUGGUGGAGGUAGAGAAGGAACUGGAUGCGCCUGUUAUUACAGGUGCAGGGGAGGCAACAGUGACCGCAUCGCAUGCCACAGCCGCGGAGGUGACUGGAAAGGCAGCAGCUGUGAAGGUGGCUGAAACGGCAGCAGCUGUUAAGGUGGCUGAAACGGCAGCAGCUGUUAAGGUGACUGAAACGGCAGCAGCUGUAAAGGUGACUGAAAAGGCAGCAGCUGUAAAGGUGUCUGAAAAGGCAACAGCUGUAAAGGUGACUGGAAAAGCAGCAGCUGUAAAGGUGACUGAAAAAGCAGCUGUAAAGGUGACUGAAAAAGCAGCUGUUAAGGUGACUGAAAAGGCAGCAGCUGUUAAGGUGACUGAAAAAGCAGUAGCUGUAAAGGUGACUGAAAAGGCAGCAGAUGUCAAGGUGACUGAAAAGGCAACAGCACCAGAGAAAAUGGCAAAACGUGCAGAGUUGACAGAAAAGGCGACAGCUGCAGAGGUGGGAGGUGUGCUCUCUAGCACAGAAGCUACUGAGCAGACCCGGGAGGAGUCCUUGCUCCUGAUGCUUCAGAAGGGUUUUACGGUGGGGGAGAAGCAGGUGGUUGCAGAGCUGGAAGCUGCAGGUUUGGUGGGAGGGGAGGAGAGUGAAAAAGGGGCUGUGGGAGGAGUGGCGGUUGGUGGUGGUGGGCCUGCUGCUGUUAUGACUCUGUGGAAGUCUCUCCGGAGCAUCCCCAACUUUCAGCCAACAGUGGCCAUGUUUGUUCCAGUCAUCAAGAACAGGGCUCUAGCUGGAGAUUUCCCCUCCCUCUGCUCGAUUAUGGCUGACCUAAGGGGGCUUGGGCUCAUUCCGUCUGAUCAGGUAUUUGCUGCAUUACGACUGGCGCCUCUAGAGAGCGCCGGUGCUAAAACGAGUGCUGCUGUAACGAGUACAGCUGUGGCGGAAGCGUCUAAAGAGGUGGUUUUGGAGGGUGGGAGCGGUAAAGGGGAAGGAGGAGACGGAGGUGGUGUGAAGCAGAGAGUGAGUGGGAAGGGAAAGUACAGGAGGAAGGCCUCUGAGAAGAAAGACGAGAGGGAUGAGGAGAAGGAUGUGCGGGGUGAGAAGAGCAAAGGGAAACCUGUGGUUGUUAAGAGGGAGGUGGAGGCUGGAGGAGAAGUUGAGGCUGUUGAACAGAAGGGGAGGGGAGAGGUAUUGGAACCCAUGAAAGUGGUUGCAGAAGAGGGAAACAAGCAAGCUGAGAUUGAGAUGGUGGUGAGUGUGGGGAAGUUCUCGGUUGAAAGAGAAGAUGAGACAGGAAUGGAGAAGAAGCGGCUCGAUACCAGCAUUGAUCAGAAGGAUAGGAAACGCACUGAGAAGACAGUGCAAGCACAGAGGUUGGACGUUGGUGCAGUAGAAAAGUACGGAGGACCAGGAAAGGCGGAGGUUCGUGAAAGACUGGGAGGACAGAAGGAUGAAGUUGCAAGUAAAGGAAUGAAGACUGAACCAGAUGCUGGGGACGCAGUUACGACACCAACCACCCAAGAGACUCCCUCGCAUGAAGGAAGGAAAGAAGCUAUAGUAACAACAGCCCCGACAGAAGGCAAGGUAGUCAGAAAGCCGGAACCCAAUCAACAGGGUCUAGAGGUAUCUGAAAAUCCUUCAGCAGAUAUUGUUGUGGGAGAUGCUACAGCUUCAAGUGCAAGUGGGAGCGGAGGAGAAACAAUGCAGAAGCAGGAAGAGAUGAUGGCGAAUGUCGUUGAGAAGGCCGGGAGGGAGAAAAAUGGGAGGAAGAGGGAGUUGGAAAAGGUUGGCUUGGGCAAAGGAGCCCUUGCGAAUGUCAAGGGUUUUGGACCUUGGAGUAAAGCAACCAAAAAGGCAGGCAAAGGUUUUGGCAAGACUGGUGGCAAGGGCGUUAGGAAGGAGCAGAAACUGAAGGAAGACAUGAAUGUCGAGAUCGCUAGGGAAGCAGCACAUGUGGAGACAGUUGUGGAAACUGUGGCCUAA
Closterium sp. NIES-65 is the source of this 3834-nucleotide messenger RNA. The record is from the annotation of a GenBank genome assembly. Lineage: Eukaryota; Viridiplantae; Streptophyta; Zygnematophyceae; Desmidiales; Closteriaceae.